Molecule: messenger RNA, 5381 nt
Organism: Mugil cephalus (flathead mullet)
Lineage: Eukaryota; Metazoa; Chordata; Actinopteri; Mugiliformes; Mugilidae
Gene: scarb2a
Product: scavenger receptor class B, member 2a
Exons: 13
Coding region: 703-2295 (530 amino acids)
Biological process (GO): protein targeting to lysosome; receptor-mediated endocytosis
Cellular component (GO): membrane; lysosome; cytoplasm
Molecular function (GO): scavenger receptor activity
Source: RefSeq, a predicted model, not a curated record
AACGCAUUUAUGUACAUAAGACUAUCACCAUGUGGGUGAGCAUGCUGCUGCUGAUGUGGGGUCAUUCAUAAUCCCGGUACAGUCCUGGUGGUGGAUUUGAUAUAUAACCUACAAUAUAACCACACUAUUAAAUAACAAUGGGGCUCUAUGAAGUUAUUUUCCAGCGCAAAAAUGUCAGGCAAACUGUGUGAAAGCGAAUCACGAACAACAAAAUACAUAAUUGCUUAUUGUGUAGAUUUAUUAUAUGGACACACACACGUACACACAUCACACACUGGGUUGAGUGGUGCGAACAGGAAGGGGAGGAGGACAUCACUGGUACGUCCCGAUGUGCAGAGAGCUGCCAAUUCAUUUCACCGCCGCCUCCGAGCAGCUCACUCCUUCUCCUCUCAGGUGUUAGGGUGGAUUUCGUUUGAAACGAAGUGGCACCAUUUUUUUGAUACCCACCUCCUUCCACCCUCUCUUCCUCACCGGGACACCGCGACAGGACGGCGAAGAGGGCAAGAAAGAGAGAGAGACAAGUUUAAAUCCCCGGCAGCUGCUUUUCUCGGAGACGACGGAACCCGAGAUUGCACCGGCACCACGCCUCGUCCCUGUCCCCGUCUCAAGUUAAAAUUUUUUUGUUUGUUUGUUUUGAGAAGUUACCGUCGACUUCGGUGAAGUUCCGUUCGCCCGCGAGGUCUACACAUCGCACCCGGCAUCAUGACUCGGAGAUCCUGUGCCAUUUACGCCACCGGGAUUGUCUGCGCUCACCUCCUGAUAGUGGGGAUCGCCCUGGUCGUGGCUCAAGUCUUCCAAACAAUGAUUCACAGCCGGUUAAAAAAGGAAAUUACUUUGACCGAGAAGAGCCAAAUGUUUGAGUCAUGGAAGAAUCCACCUCCACCUGUUUAUGUGGAGUACUACUUCUUCAAUGUGACCAAUCCAGGGGAAUUCUUGGCAGGCAAGAAGGCAGCUGUCAAACAGAUUGGACCAUAUACGUACAGAGAAUACAGGCCCCGGGAAAAUGUAACUUUCCUGGAGAACGGCACCAAGGUUUACGCCUUGAACCCAAAAACAUUUGUCUAUGUGCCUGAGAAGUCAUCCGGUGAUCCCACAGUUGACAUCCUCACGACCGUCAACAUCCCAUUUGUGGCAGUGAUGAAUGAGAUGAGUUCCUACUCAUUCUUUGUGCGACCUCUUGUCUCCAUGUACAUAAGCAGUCUGGGUGUGGAGUUGUUCAUUAACCGCACAGUGCAUGAGAUUUUGUGGGGCUUCAAGGACCCUCUUCUUUCAAAGCUUCGCAACGUAAAGCCUGACGUAGAUGAAUAUUUUGGACUGAUGUGGAAGAAAAAUGGCACCCAUGAAGGAGAGUUUGUGUUCCACACUGGCGAGGAGAACUACAUGGAUUAUGGCAAGAUCGACACGUGGAAUGGCCUGAGGAAGAUGUCGUGGUGGUCCUCCAAUCAGAGCAACAUGAUCAACGGUACUGACGGUGCUGUGUUCCACCCGCUGAUAAACAGGAACGAGCUGCUCUACAUCUUUGCUGCUGAUCUCUGCCGUUCGAUUCAUCUUGCCUAUGUGAAAGACGUGGAGGUGAAAGGGAUCCAGGCUUACCGCUUUGCACCCCCCAGGGAUGUCCUUAUGAGCCCCAAAGAAAACCCCACCAACGCAGGCUUCUGUGUGCCAGCUGGAGACUGCCUCGGCACCGGGGUGCUUAAAGUCAGCGUUUGUCGAGAAGGAGCUCCUGUCGUGGUAUCCUUCCCCCACUUUUAUCAAGCGGAUCCUGCAUACAUCAAUGCUGUUGACGGACUUAAUCCCAACCAGGAGGAGCAUGAGACGUACCUGGACUUGCAGCCGACGACGGGCGUUCCCAUUCGUGCCUGCAAGAGAGCUCAGCUCAACAUAAUUCUGAAAAGGGUUACAGGCUUCCCCACAACCAAGCACCUCAAUGAAACCAUUUUCCCCAUCAUGUUUGUCAAUGAGACUGCAACUGUUGAUGAUGACUCAGCAUCGCAGAUGAGGACGCUGCUCCUUAUCGUGACUCUGGUGUCAAACUUCCCUUUGCUCAUUGUGGGCAUGGGAAUCAUCCUGCUACUGGUGCUCGUCGUCUUGUUCUGUAGAAACCGCCAGAAGAAGAAUGAAGUAAAACGUAUUGAUUUUACUGAAGCUUUUCAUUCUUUUGCUACGGCGAAAGAUGACACGGCCUACACUCAGGUCAGCGACAAACCCAGUGAUUCGUCAGAAAUGCCGGCCAACCAGCCAAUGAGGAACGGCUCCUACAUUGCCAUGUCUCCAGUGGAGGCCCAGAAGUGUUGAUUGAGGAUCCCCUCUCCAACUGUGGAGCUCAGGAAGAGGGCUGAGGGAAGAGCACAGAGGUGUUACAUUACCAUGGGUGGGGGUUUGCAUACACAGUUGAUUAUUUUCACUUUAUUUUGGGGGUGGGGGGAUAGUAUGGGGAAAGCGGUGGGACACAAACCCCACUAAUUGUUUAGUCAACAAAGACAUUGCUUCUCUCACUGAGCCCUCUUAAUGACUGUCCACCCUCCUCCGCCUGCUGAGCACGGCCUUCACAUCCUGCAGUACUGCAUUACGACCAACUCCACACUCUAAUCCUCAUUUCCAUCCUGGUUGGGUCUGAAGAUGAAGGGACAAGCCUUCUCUUUUAUUCUUCUAAGGGAACACCGUAGCAUAGGUAUCGCUGUUGCACACGGACGCACGAUCUUCUGAGCAGACUCCACCUAAUCCAUCUAAUAAGGGUCAAAGUGUGUUUAGCAAUCCCAAACACUGGUGGGUGCUCUUAGAGUCGUAUUCUUGCUAUUUCCUUUCCAUCAGUGUUGUGAGAGAAGGAAACCAACCCAACAAGUUAGGAAGUCCCUGUCAUCAGUUUAGGAAGUACCUGUAACCAAUCAAUAGAACAAACCUCUCAGCUGAUGGGCUCAGAGUAUGGUAACAAAACUUAAUGAUUAAUGAUGUGUUCUUUUGUAAAGGAAGGAAGAAAGAACAGACUGAGCCAAACUAUUUAUAAUGUUCUGCCUUUCCUCCUUAGAUGAAAUAGUGCACCCCCACACACAUACAUUGCACUUAGUGAAAGUGUGUGUGCACCUUAUCUGACACUUCAGUGUCCUGUUUUGGUGGAUACUGGGCAACUACUUGUUUUUUCGAUUGCAGGCAGGCUGAAGUGUGACACCUGAAGUAACCAUGAAUUUGAGCCCCUAUCCUCCCCUACGCCUCGCGUUUAUCCUCCCCUAAAAACACCAGUUACCAGAGUCCUAGAGAACAUUUCAUAGUCCUCCCCAAUCAAGGUGACGACCAGUUAGCUGAAAAAUAGUUUGGAAAGCUGCACUUUUUAGCGUCCCCACACAUUAAACAAAAAGGAAGAACAAAUGCCCACAGAACUUACAAGGGACGAUUGAACCUGCUUUCUGCCUUACGAUGGUUCAGCGCAGUCUUUAUUUUCAUAUGUGGUUCAAAUAAGCUGGAACUGUAGUUAUUGUACAUAUAAAAAGGGGAACAGUUGAGAUACCUCUGACCAAAUCCAGCAAACAGUCCUUCUGUGUGUGCUGAGAAGACACUAACUUCGCUCUGGUGUCCACUGCUCCUGUACAUCCACACUGUUUCGUGUUACAGAAAGCACAAUUUGGAUUGUUAGACCAGUCCUCACACAAGGCUACCAGACUCUUUUGAUUCUGUCAAAAACACUGUCAAGUGCCGUGACUUUGAUGGGAGCUCUGCGCGCCCCUCGCCGCUGUGCAGUCAUUCAGUUUGCCAAGGAGCUGUAGGCAUUCAGGCAAAUUCAGCACACAGCACUUGAGUCACUGUUUGUCUUAUCCAUUUCAUGUUGUCUUUCAAUUUCUCUGUCCGCCACAUUUGUCUCGUCACGUGAUAAAACCCACCGGAGUUCUCUGGGGGGGAAGUGAAUUUAAGGCAAAAAAACUGUCAACGUGGAAAAUUCCCUGCAGUUUGCCUGGAAAUUGUGCCCUGUGUAUUUUCACUGUAUGUUUUUUUCUUUUUUCUUUUUUUUUUGUUCUGAUGAUUUCAAUGGAAGUGGUCCACGAGUUCAGUACAUUUCAACCAUUUGUCAUGCUUGUAUUAGUCGUGAAGGCUGUUGUUGUGAAUGGACAACAGACCAACCAAGCCUCUGUGUUACUUGCUUUUCAGCACAUGGAGUGUCUUCUUUUGAUAUACUUUUGUAUUUGUUAUUGCUGCUAAAAAUGCCAUAACCUAUGGACUUGUAUUCGAGUAUUUACCAUAAUGUGCUCCAAAGCAUUUUCAGGUUGAGCCACAGGGGCUGUUUUUUCAAGUCUUAAACCUGGUAGGCUUUUUGUGUUGUCAACCCUUUCACACCUGAGCACAAGAUACAAAGCCCAAAGCUUGCUGCCAUUUACUGGAAUUAGCAGUUACAGUUAUCAUUAGAAACCUGUUGUAUCACACUUAACAUCUCAUUCCAACGUGACCAUAUCACAUGUAUUGUGUAUUCUUGAGGUUUUCUUAUUAUGAGCUUAGUAAACUUGACUUUUCUGGAAAGGGGGCGAGCUGCUUUUGCAUCACCUAAGAUGGGUGGCCAAAGUCACAUUCUGGGUUUAAUAACACGGUCAUGGAGAGUACUUUUAAAGCAACAGUUUAGUUAAAACGAACACUUCUUUGCUUUACAACUCUGUUCAUUAAGACUCCAGCCAGGAGGCGAUUAACUUGGCUUAGCGCAAAGCCUGCAAACACAGGGAAACCACUAGCUGGCAUGUGUCAUGCUGUAACAGAACCAAGCUCCAAGACAUCUUUACGGCACAUGAGUUAAUGUGCAUAGUUCAGGAAAUAAAUCUGCAGUCGUUUUGACUUUUUGUAUGGAUUAAAAGGUAAAACAAGAGCUAUGUUUAAAGAUGCUGGAAGGAAGUUCCACUAGCUGUUUGCCUCUAGUCUUCAUGCUAAGCUAAGCUAACCGUCUCUGCUCCAGUCUGAACUGACAUGAGAGUGUUAACAGUAUUUUAACUGGAAGCCACAAAGCAAAUACAGCCAACAAUGUUGAGCUGCUUCUCUGAAGUGAAGUCUAUUCACUAAAGGCCUUUUUACUCUGCCUACAUGCACGUGACCACCUCCCUGUGCAAACUCGCAGUUCAUCGUUGUUCACCUUUUCAAAUAUCGUGACCCGAACCAGAAAUACCUUAAUCCAGAGCGUUGUGUAUGUGUGCUUGUGUCACUGUUCAAACACGCACACCUGAGCCAUCACUCCUCUUCAGUCUACUACACCGACCUUUGAGUCUAAUCCUUCAAACCCAUUGGCUCGUCCCUGCUUGACCAAAGAUAACCCGGAUAGAUUUGCCCCGGCACCGUGUUUACUUACCACUUUCUGUGAUAACGGUUGUGCCACAAAACCACCGCCUUCCUUUUUUUUUUUUAAGAAAAAAGAA